Molecule: messenger RNA, 1380 nt
Organism: Sardina pilchardus (European sardine)
Lineage: Eukaryota; Metazoa; Chordata; Actinopteri; Clupeiformes; Clupeidae
Gene: ahsgb
Product: alpha-2-HS-glycoprotein 1
Exons: 7
Coding region: 38-1162 (374 amino acids)
Biological process (GO): negative regulation of endopeptidase activity
Cellular component (GO): blood microparticle; extracellular region; extracellular matrix
Molecular function (GO): cysteine-type endopeptidase inhibitor activity
Source: RefSeq, a predicted model, not a curated record
UUGCUCCUCUGCUUUUUUGCCCCUUGAGUCCUUCAGCAUGAGGGGACUGUUAUUGCUAGCCUUGGCCAUCCCCGCAGUGCUGGCCGCCAGCCUGCCCCCAACUGACAAGCCCUUCACCUGCACGGAGGAAGACAAGGAGGCGGCCGCCAAGGUGGCUGAGCACUUCAUCAACCACCACCAUCACCGUGGUUACAAGUUCCGUCUCGACAAAAUCACCUCUGCCAAAGCAGAGAACAAGGGCACCCCUGAAUGUCAGCUGCUUCUUGAUUUGGCCUUAGGUGAAACCAAAUGCCACAUCAUCGACCCCAAACCAUUAGAGAAAUGUGAUAUUCGUGAAUUUGAUGACACACAAGUCAAGUCCACAUGCAGUGUGACAGUGAAGGAGACAGACGGGAAAGCAAUCGUUGAAAAAUACUCUUGCGAAACUAAUGCAGUACCUGCAGAGGAACUGAACAGACAGUGCCCUGACUGCCCCUCGUUGAUCCCCUUACAUGACCCCCAAGGUCUGGACAGCGUCCGCAGCGCUGUCAAGAAAUUCAACGAGGAGAAAAAGCACGAGAAACACUUCAGGCUGAUGGAGAUUGGCAGGAUGUUAACUCAGUGGACGUUCAUGGGACAGUCCAUCUUUGCUGAUUUUGCAGUUGUUGAAACUAACUGUACCGCUGACGUUAAAGCAGAAGAUCAGGACAACUGCCUUACUCUUUGUGACGAUGAAGCUCACCAUGGUCUCUGUGAGUCAACAUUGCUUGGGAAUGGUGAAGUGGAUGUUCAGUGCACUAUAUUUGAUAUCCAGAACGACACAAUUUUCCACCACCACACACCUCCCACUGUAGCCAACUGUACAAAACCGCCGUUUCCACAUCUGGACCCUGCAUCCCACCCUCCUUUUGGUAGACCUCCUCCUGGACCUCCAGGACCUCCAGGACCUCCAGGACCUCAAGGACGUCCAGGACACCCGCCUAGACACCCUGGAGGCUUUGGCCCCAUGGCUCCUGGCGGGCCUCCACCCAAACACUUUUUCCCCCAGUGUCCAGGCGUUGUGAAAAUCCCUCCGACGAUCCACCCCAUCUGUCCCUUCCCCCCUCCUCCUCCCCCCCAACCCCGACAUGAGCAUGACCCGGCGUCCCACCAAUCCCCCGUUUUUCAACUUUCAGCUCAGUGAUCUUUUAUUCUGCUGUUUAAGUACCAAAAUAAUGGCACAGCUCCAGAUAAUACUACAAACUAUUUAGUACCAGUAUACGGCAUCUAGAAUACUCAGCAUUUGACUGCAUGUAGUUGUGAACACUCUGUGUAGUUGCAGUUAUUAUGAUUUACAGGGAUAUGGGCCCAGCAGGCCGGGGUCUUUCUUGUGUUACUGUCAAUAAAGUUUGAUUGUUUUAA